Opisthorchis viverrini is the source of this 243-nucleotide messenger RNA. RefSeq lists its product as hypothetical. The record is from RefSeq and is a predicted model, not a curated record. Bases 1 to 243 code for a protein of 80 amino acids. NCBI's taxonomy places the organism in Eukaryota, Metazoa, Platyhelminthes, Trematoda, Opisthorchiida, Opisthorchiidae. The transcript is spliced from 2 exons.
AUGACCUGUGAUCCUACACCGGCUUUGUUCCGCCAGCGUGAAUCGCUUUGGCUAACUCAUAAUCUGGCUGCCCAGAGAACUUCACAUCUCCGGUCUGAGUACCCCAACCCUGAUGCCCGUUAUUUCGCCAUCCAUAAACCGUGCAAUUAUGGCACGCUCUUCGCCAAUAAAUGGGUUGAGACUACAAGUUUGAACAAAAUGACCGGAGUGUUGCUUCAACUAGGUGACCGCUUGCUCUAUUAA